Molecule: messenger RNA, 2637 nt
Organism: Mucor velutinosus
Lineage: Eukaryota; Fungi; Mucoromycota; Mucoromycetes; Mucorales; Mucoraceae
Exons: 8
Coding region: 1-2637 (878 amino acids)
Biological process (GO): microtubule depolymerization; microtubule-based movement
Cellular component (GO): microtubule
Molecular function (GO): ATP binding; microtubule motor activity; microtubule binding
Source: RefSeq, a predicted model, not a curated record
AUGUCAGCUUUACUUUUAGAGACACUUCGAAAAGCAGAAUUAGAACAGUAUUACCCCAGCUUUUCAUCAAAUGGAAUAACACAACUAGAGAACCUUGCUCAACUGUCCAUGCAAGACUACAGCAGUUUAGGCAUCACAUCUAUUCCCGAUAGAAAGAAGCUGUUUCAGCUAGUUCAGAGCUUGCGACAGGAAAUACCCACAUUGGAAAAUGGACUUGUAUCGUCACCCAACAGCAAGUAUCGAUUCACCAAAUCACCACCCUCCUCCUCUUCUGCAUCCAACAACAAUGUGCCUGAUUUAUCCAACCUCAACAUCACAGCAGCCAGACGUGGUAGCGGCCAGCCAACCCAUCAGCCGCCAUUGCAGCAACAAAUCCCUACUCGCUCUCGCUCUCGUACACUGCCCUCUUCAGAUCACUACAGGCCCGAGUUCUUGAAAUCCAACAGUAGCAACAACUUUUUCCAUGAAGAAACAACCACCUCUUUGACUGAUAGUGAUGACUCUGAUGAUUCCGACAAGUGUGAGAUUAGACGAGGUUCGGGCCCCUUAUUAGAUCCAUAUGGCGUGCCUAUUCAGAACAAGUUGCGCUACAAUGCUAUUCGUAAUCAAUCGCAAUCCAUGACGCCCAGUAGCAUGGAUUCGAAUCAUACGUUGACUACAGCAUCUUCUGCAACAAGCAACAACACCAUCACUACGCCUGUGGCAUCGCCCAUGGUGUCUGGUGGCUCUCCAUUGCAGCAAUCCCAGCAACUGAUGGGCCAAAGUGAUUUGAAUCAAAAGAUCCGCGUUUGUGUCAGAAAACGGCCUCUGAACAAAAAGGAGCUGGAGCGAGCUGAAAAAGACAUUGCACCUACGGCAGGCGUACGAAGUAUCAAUGUGAACGAGCCAAAGAUGAAGGUGGAUUUGACAAAAUACAUUGAGCAGCACAGCUUUACAUUUGACGAUGUAUUUGAUAGCGACGAAACAAAUGAAAAGAUCUACUCUCGCACUGCCCAACCCUUGGUGAAAUACGUAUUUGAUGGUGGAAAAGCGACCUGUUUUGCCUAUGGCCAAACUGGCUCUGGAAAAACGUAUACCAUGCUGGAUCCAAAGCUUGGCCUCUACGUGCUAGCUGCACGUGAUGUAUUUUCAUUGAUUCGACAAUCCCAAUACGAACAUUUGUCAGCCUGGAUCGGAUUCUACGAGAUUUAUCAGGGCCAACUCUAUGAUCUACUAAACAACCGCAAAAAACUAUUUGCAAGAGAAGAUGGCAAACAAAACGUGGUGAUUGUUGGACUCAAGGAAUUUGUCAUUAAAAACGUCGAGGAUUUGAUGCAAGUGUUCGAGUACGGCAGCCAGGCACGUAGUACAGGUAGCACAGGCGCCAAUUCGGAUUCAUCCCGAUCCCAUGCUGUGCUCCAAAUACUGUUGCGUCCUACGAAAAACAAAAAGAAGAUCAUUGGCAAACUUAGUUUCAUCGAUUUAGCUGGUAGUGAACGUGGUGCUGAUCGUGGUGAUACGGAUAUGAAGACGAGAAUGGAAGGCGCCGAGAUCAACAAGAGUCUGUUGGCCCUGAAAGAGUGUAUUCGUGCAUUGGAUCAAGACAAGAGACACACGCCAUUCCGCCAGAGCAAGUUGACUCAGGUUCUCAAAGACUCGUUUGUGGGCAAUUCUCGUACUUGCAUGAUUGCCACCAUCUCACCUAAUCAGAGCAACAGUGAGCAUACAUUGAAUACGCUUAGAUAUGCAGACAGAGUCAAAGAAUUAAAAGGAGAAAGAGACAGACGAGUCAUUGGGCCAGACAGCAACGAUGCUUCCAAUGUGAUGCAUCAACGCCAACUCUCCUCCUCUGAAGAUUACCCUAAUGAAGACGAAUACCCGGAUGAAUACCCAGAGUCAGAUGACCCUGAUCUCUACAAUGAUGUGGAAGACGACGACUUGCUUUUGCAUGAUGAAGAUUUCCCCAGUGACGGUGAUGGUAAUAUACUCGAUGAAGACUUUAUCCACGAGAGUCGAUAUGACCCACAUCAUCAUCACCAACACCAACACCAACACCAACAGCAGCAUAUGCGCUCUCCUCCACCUCCUACUGCGUCGCAACCAGCUCGCAUUGCUGAGCCAAGAUACAAUCGACAUCCACUAGACAUGCCUGCCAUGUCUUCAUCCCCUGAUUAUCUCUAUGAGCCAUCUCAGCAGCAGCAGCAGCAGCAGCAGCAGCAGCAGCAAUAUCAGUUCCAACUUCAACAACAACAACAACAACAGCAACAGCAAAUGCAACAAAAUGCCACGAUGCAACAAGCACUUAAACCAGAUGAUAUACCAAAUGCGAAUGAUUUCACUGCACAGCUGGAAGACUGCCUCUUCUUUGAUCCCAAUACGAUUGAAUCCUUUAUCAAAUUCCACAGAGCGCAAAUCAGAGAAGUAACUGAAUUCUCCAAAAAGGAGACCAAGCUACUCGCCAACUUUUCCUUGGGAUUAUCGAGUCGAAGAGAUGAUGAACGUCAGUCGUCUUCCUCUUCCUUGAGGGAAGAACUAAAGACAUCGAGUGAAUUCAUAGGCUAUUUAGAUAAUUUAGAUGAGUUGUUAGAGAUGAAGACGGCUGCUAUUGAGGCUUUGAGAGAUAGAAUUCGGCACGUAUUGGGAGAGGAAGAGCUUUGA